Messenger RNA from Letharia columbiana, 1848 nucleotides. RefSeq lists its product as uncharacterized. The record is from RefSeq and is a predicted model, not a curated record. The coding region runs from base 1 to 1848 and encodes 615 amino acids. Gene Ontology annotation, molecular function: oxidoreductase activity, acting on CH-OH group of donors; flavin adenine dinucleotide binding. The transcript is spliced from 3 exons. NCBI's taxonomy places the organism in Eukaryota, Fungi, Ascomycota, Lecanoromycetes, Lecanorales, Parmeliaceae.
AUGGGCAGCACAGACGACCACCCCAGUCUCACCUCCUUCCUCUCCCACAAAUACACCCACCUCGUCAUCGGCGGCGGUACAGCCGGUCUCGUUGUCGCAGCCCGCCUCUCCGAAAACCCAGAUAUCACCGUCGGCGUCUUAGAAGCUGGGUCCGCAGCUUUCGACGACCCGAAGAUCAACGUGCCAGGUCGCUUUGGAGAGACGUUGGGCUCGGACUACGAUUGGCAGUUUGAAUCUACACCACAGCCUGGAUUGAAUGGCAGGAGCUUGCCGUGGCCGAGAGGGAGAGUGCUGGGAGGGACAAGUGCAUUGAAUUUCAUGACGUGGAACAGGGGGUGCAAGGAGGACUAUGAUGCUUGGGAGGAACUGGGAGCGGAGGGGUGGGGUUGGGAAGGGCUGCUACCCUACUUUAAAAAGAGCGAGACAUUCCACCAACCAGACUCCGAACACCAGUCCAAACACAAAUCGAUUUUUGACCCCGAGCAACAUGGUACCGCAGGCCCUCUACAAACAACGUAUUCAGUCACAUACGGAGCCUCCCACCAGCACUGGCACGCUACCCUUCACAAACUGGGUAUCGAGACCAACAGCAGUCAUUUCUCCGGCUCGAACGUUGGUGUUUGGACCUCACUUACAGGCGUGACGCCAGAUAAGCGGGAAAGAAGCUACUCAGCAACUGCAUACUACAGACCCAACAGUGGCAGGAAGAAUUUGCACCUGUUGACAGAGGCGUUUGUGCAAGAAGUGGUUCUGGAGAAGGAAGGGCAAGCGUGGGCUGCAAAGGGUGUGCGGUUCACACAUGAUGGUGAAGAGCAUAUCAUUAGGACUGAAGGAGAAGUGGUCAUCUGCGCUGGGAGCGUGCAGUCGCCGCAGCUCCUGGAGCUAUCCGGGAUUGGCAACCCAGAAGUUCUUGAGGUUGCGGGUAUCGACGUCAAAGUUGAUAAUACAGCCGUUGGGGAGAAUUUACAGGAGCACAUGAUGACCGCCAUGAUCUUUGAAAUCGCCCCUUCAAUCGUCACACCUGAAGACCUGCGUGCCGAUCCAAAGUUGGCUGAAGCAGCAGAUAAAGAAUACGCCCUCUCGCAAUCCGGCCCCCGUACCGCAAUCCCCUCCUCUGUCGCCUACCUACCCUUCUCCCACUUUGUCUCUCACGAAGAGCUUUCCUCUCUGGGCAACUCCUUGCUCUCCCAAUCUAGCCCCAAAUCAAAGCCCAGCGACCGCAUCCUCGUUAACAGACUCUUGGCCGAUAAGAAUCUGGGUCAAAUCGAAUGGAACUUCGACGUCAGCAAUUACAGUCCGUACUUUAAAUCCCUGCCGGGAAAGAAGUACGCGACGAUGCUGCAGAUGCUACAAUACCCGUUUUCAAAGGGGAGCAUACACAUUCCUCCUACCCAGCAAAAGAACGGCUCCAAAGCAACCGCCACGGAGAAACCCGUCAUCGAUCCAAGAUAUUACGAUGGCAAAGGCGGGGAAGUCGAUUUCAAGAUGAUGGUGGCGUCCCAAGCCUACGCCGAUAAAAUCUGUUCCACCCCUCCGCUCUCAGACAUCAUCGUCUCCCGUGUCUACCCUCCUUCAGAUCCUACAGACCCAAACUACAAUUUCGCGGACUGGGUCCGCAACUCUACGAUCACGGACUGGCAUCCUAUAGGCACUUGUGCCAUGGGGGGAAGAAGAAAAGAAGAUGGAUAUGUCGUUGAUAGCAGACUGAGGGUCUACGGCACGAAAGGGUUGAGAGUAUGUGAUGCGAGUAUCAUGCCACUGCAUAUCAGCGCGCAUCCGCAGGCCACCAUCUAUGCGAUUGGCGAGAAGGGAGCGGCGAUCAUCGGGGAUGAUUGGAAGGGACGAUAG